Messenger RNA from Mobula hypostoma (lesser devil ray), 4324 nucleotides. Its product is annotated as retroviral integration site protein Fli-1 homolog. Gene Ontology annotation, molecular function: DNA-binding transcription factor activity, RNA polymerase II-specific; sequence-specific DNA binding. The transcript is spliced from 9 exons. Bases 595 to 1971 code for a protein of 458 amino acids. Lineage: Eukaryota; Metazoa; Chordata; Chondrichthyes; Myliobatiformes; Myliobatidae. Gene Ontology annotation, cellular component: nucleus. Gene Ontology annotation, biological process: cell differentiation; regulation of transcription by RNA polymerase II. The record is from RefSeq and is a predicted model, not a curated record.
UCCUCGCUGUCCCUCUCUCCAACUCUCAUUCCCUCCCUCCCGUCUUCUCCAUCCCUCACAGUUUCACUCCCUUAUCCUCAACUCCUCUCUCCCCUUUCUCUCACCACUCUCAGUACUCUUAACUCACUCCCCUCUCUCGUACCUCUCUCCCAUUACCCCGACCCCACGCUGUCCCUCCGUCCAUCUCUCUCUCUCCCUCCUUCUGACACUCUCUCCGCAUCCCGACCCCUCGCUGUCCCCCUCUCACUCUCCCUCCCAUCUCUUACGUUACCCUUAAUCUCCUCUCUCCAUUGCACCCUCUCUCACUCCCCGCUCCUACCCACCGUCCCCUUUCUCUCUCUCUCACCAACUUUCACACACACACAGACACAAAAACCCCUCACCUCUUCUGAGAGGACUCCAGCAACCUCAGGCGUGCACCAAUAGAAAACGAGCGCGCACCAAGCGCUGACUUCACUACUCGGCGUGUCAUCCGGGCGUGACCAGGGCCGAGAGCUCAGCAAUGCUCCCCACCCUGGCCGGUGCCUAAGCGUGGGUCCCGAACCUCUUUGACAGCCCAAAAUAAAGACGGGGGGUUGCCAACUCCACUCUACAAUGGAUUGCACCAUUAAGGAGGCUCUGAACGCUGUGAGUGAGAACCAGGGGCUUUACGAGUCUUCAUACCCUCCAUCUCAUCUAAUCAAGCCCGAGAUGACAUCCGGGGUCUACGCGCCCUCGGCCAAAAGCAGCCCAGAGGUUGGGGAAACAGACUGGGGCAACCAGAACAGUCGGGUCACGGUGAAGCGCGAGGCAGAGCAGGUGAACGGUACCAGCGAGACGCCAGUGGACUGCAGCGUGGUGCGAAGAGGCAAGAUGCUGAGCGGGCAGGAGGGGGUCCCAGUGGUCUACAACACCAGCUACGGGAGCGAGCAGCGCGACAGCCCCCCCUCCAGCAGCAACAAUGAGAAAAGGGUCAUCGUACCCGCAGACCCCGGGGUGUGGACCCAGGACCAUGUCCGCCAGUGGCUGGAGUGGGCGGUCAAGGAGUACGGCUUGUCAGACGUAGACAGCAGCAUCUUCCAGAACAUUGAUGGCCGGGAGCUGUGCAAGAUGACCAAGGACGAUCUGAUGGGUCUCACCACUGAGUACAACGUCGACAUCCUGCUCUCCCACCUCAAUUACCUCCGAGCAAACAGCCCCACCUUCACCUACCCAAACGCAGGCUCCCACCCACAGCAAACCAGCCGGCCCCCCAUCAAAACAGAAGCUGUGUAUGAAGAACCACGCAGAACAAGUUGGGUCGGGUGUACAAACACCGUGACAAAAGGUUCCCCACCUCAGCCUUCGACUCCGGGCCGUCCCUCCGAACAGCCUCGUUUACACCCAGAUUCCUACCAGAUGCUGUCCACUACAGCCUGCCGAAUGACCAACCCAGGCAGCGGACAGAUCCAGCUGUGGCAGUUUCUCCUGGAGCUCCUCUCCGACGGCUCUAACGCGGCCUUCAUCACCUGGGAAGGUAACAACGGCGAGUUCAAGAUGACGGACCCGGACGAGGUGGCGCGGCGCUGGGGGGAGCGCAAAAGCAAGCCCAACAUGAACUACGACAAGCUGAGCCGCGCCCUCCGCUACUACUACGACAAGAACAUUAUGACCAAGGUCCACGGCAAGCGCUACGCCUACAAGUUCGACUUCCAGGGCAUCGCUCAGGCACACCAGCCCCACGCCCCCGAGUCGCCCAUCUUCAAGUACUCGGCCGAGCUGCCCUUCGCCGGCUACCACCACCCGCAGAAGACCAGCUUCACCUCCGCUGCCGCGACCGGGCCGCCACCAACGCACCACCCCUCCCCCGCCCCUGCCCCUGUCUCCAGCGCCCCGUUCUUCGGUCCCGGCAGUACCUACUGGAGCUCGGCGCCAGCCGCUAUCUACCCGGCGCCCACCGUAGCCCGUCACCCGGGAACCCACGUCCCUUCCCACCUAGGAGCCUUUUACUGACCAAGGGUGGGUGGAACCCUCGACGGCCGUGAACCACUCCCCCACGCCCCUUUCCCGUCCUCCCGCCCUUCUCCCGGCUUCUCGGGAACCAAAGGGUUAACGCAUCUUCUCAGUGGACCUUUCCGUCUCUCACUCUCCUAACCCAACGUAAGCAUCCGUCGAGGCACGCCGUCUUGCUCGGGGACUUGGUCACGGAGAUCUACGCAACAGAACUGCAAGCCUGCGUACAACCCCGGCGUAUUUCUCUCGCUUGGGACAUUUACCUGGCGAUUUUUAUCUCACGGACAAUUGGCGACGACAUUAUCCCGAAGAACAACCCCGGGCUCUCGUCGUAACGAAGAAAUGUGUGUAUAUAUAUAUAAUGUUUUAUAUAAUGUAUAAUUGUAGCUGUGCGAAAGAAGUUGCUGUCGAAGGAGCUUCGUCAAUGAAGAGUAGCAGCCAUCCUCGGACCGGACGCCAGACUGUCGGUUGUCUGUACCGUUUCCACAGCCCCCUCCUUCUUUCCACCUCCAUUCCGCGCUCCACGCAGCCCACUUCCCCCCAGGAAUGAAUUCGUUUGGGGAGGGAGGUCAGAUGACGGGACUCGAAUCCUUUCUUGGUGGGCGCUAUAGAAGGUGAAUGAUGUUUGGGGUAGGGAGUGUCUCCUGGUGAUGGGGUUCAGUGAGAUGCGCAUGAAAGGCGGGGAGGGUCGGGAGCAGGGUCAUUGGAUUGAUGGCUGUCAGGAGAGGAGAUUGAGUUCAAGGAUGUCAGGAGAAGGAACGUGUCGAUUGAUCAUCGAUUCAAUGAGGUCAGGAUGGGAGAGAGAAACCUUUGGCCACGGACCUAAUGACAACGUGACAGGAAGCGUGCCCAAGGGUCACGGACUCAGUGAUAUCAUUGAUGAGCCUGUUAUAUUUGAUUCAAUGAGUUCAUUGAUCAAUUACAUCAUGAAAGCGGAACGUGUCCGCUGGUCAAUUAAUACAAUAAGUCGUGUCUACUGGACAUGAACCCAAUGACAUCAUGACAAGGCGAGCGUCUGUUGCUGCCUUUGAGGCCAUGAAAGGGGCGAGCCCAGAUGACGCGUCCUGACAAUAGGGUGUGUCCAUUGGUCAAGGAUCGGAGUGCAUCAAUUGGUCAUUGGAGAUGACAUCAUGAUAAUGAUGUAUGUCCAGUGACCUUGAUUCAUCAAGGUAAUGAUAGGAUUGGAAUGUCGAUUGGCUAUGAAUUGGAUGUCAUCAUGACGGGAGAGUGCCCAUUAGUUGUAGGUUCAAUGAGGUAGCAGUAAGGGAGUGACGUCGCGACAUAGGAGUGUGUCUAUUGGUCGCUGUCGAGGUCACGAUGGGUGGGUUGGGUUGAAGGGAGAGGGUCUGGUGGAAGUGCUCCACCAUCACGCACGCACUGGAGAUCUUUGAUUCGAUUGAUCCCAUUUUCACUGCUAUCUCACUGUACGUGCGAAGUUUAUCCGCUCACUGUCGCUUCCCUCGAGUUGUCUUCCACGUUCCCGUCAGUAAGGCUUGUGAGGUUAAUUAACCUUCGAUCUUUGGGUGUGUGGGUGAGGGGUCAAAGCGCGCGGGACUCCUAGAAAUUGGGAUUAACCCUGAAUAGAUGCCUGAUGAUUGGCAGAGAUCAUUAAGCCUGUCUCCUCGAGACACCAUCCCACCCCCACGCAAAGGUGCAGCAAUCGACAGCUGAAUCCCCGACAUCCGACCCCCCCCCCCCGGCCAAAUCCACCGUAGACCCGUUCUUCCUCCCCAGCUAGACAACGGGUGGAGAAGGGCCUUGAGCUGUGAAAGGGAGUUGAGGACGAACAAACGGACGUCCCAGACCCUCUCCUUAUCCCAGGCUCCGAGGCCCCAUUAAGGUCACAGAAUACACGGCCCUGGAAAAACUUGGUUGAAGGUGUGGGGGGCGGGGGAGAGAGCCGGGAUUGCCGUAGCUUCUGUGUUUUACUUUGAUGUAAUGAAGUAAAUAAAUUUAUAUUUAGAGGACCCGGGGGUGACUGUGAACACGUCUGAAGUCCGAAACUUUCCUUUGACCCACCGCCUACAUUUCCCGAGCACCAUAUUGGCCAUCACGGGGGACAACUGUCUCUCUCCUCUUAUUCUUCUCUCUUCUCAUUCACACACACACUCAUUGACCCUCACUACUGGGAGACAAGCCUGCCUGUGUGUGUGUGUGUGUGUGUGUCUGUCUCUUGUCUCUCUCUCUCUCUCACUCACUCACUCACACACACACACAGUGGGGGAAGGAUUUCUCUCUCUCAAAUAUACACUGACCCUCAGUGGGGGAUGGAUAUCUGUCACACAAGCACACACACACACUGACCCUCAGUAGGGGGACAGAUCUCUCUCACAUACACGCGUUGAUUCUCACU